Dracunculus medinensis (Guinea worm) is the source of this 1401-nucleotide messenger RNA. NCBI's taxonomy places the organism in Eukaryota, Metazoa, Nematoda, Chromadorea, Rhabditida, Dracunculidae. The record is from the annotation of a GenBank genome assembly.
AUGGCUUUAAGCGCGAAAAGUAAACACGCAAUUCACGUAAUUUUAUUUAUUUUAUGGUUAUUUCUAUUUGAAAUUAUUUGUGGCGCUUUACCGUUUUCAUACGAACGACAAUUUAUCGAUAAUCAAACAUCGCCAAUUCAGAGGUAUGGCUACUUGGGUGCAUUUCUGCUAUACGCGCUACGAAUUGCUUCAUUAUUGGCUUUACCACAAACAAUUUUUAAUACGCUCGGGUUGAUAUUUUUUAAUGGUUUUAAAGAGAAAGUGAAACUAAAAGCUUCACCACUUUUAGCGCCAUUCAUUUGUUUUCGUGUUGUUACUCGUGGCGAUUAUCCUGCACUUAUAAAGAAAAAUCUUCAUUAUAAUAUUGAAAUUUGUCGAGAAGCUGGUAUGGAAAAUUUCUUUUUUGAGGUGGUCAGUGAUAAGCCUAUUAAUUUGCCAACUCUGUCGAAAUUACGUGAAGUUGUUGUUCCUUCUUCAUAUAGGACUAAAAGUGGUGCAUUAUUUAAAUCACGUGCAUUACAAUACUGUCUUGAAGACGAUGUUAAUAUUUUGCAAAACAAUGAUUGGAUCGUUCAUCUGGAUGAAGAAACUUUAUUGACUGUAAACUCGGUUUGUGGUAUAUUAAAUUUUUGUGAAGAUGGUAAGCAUCAGUUUGGUCAAGGUGUCAUUACUUAUGCUAACGGCGAAAUUGUAAACCUAAUUACUACAUUAUCAGAUUCAUUGAGAGUAGCUGAUGAUAUGGGUAAAUUGCGAUUUCAGUUUCAUUUCUUCCAUAAACCACUUUUCGGUUGGAAAGGCUCUUUUGUUGUUGCACAGGUUAGUGCGGAAAGGAAAGUUACUUUCGAUCAUGGUAAAGAAGGUUCAAUUGCUGAAGAUUGUUUUUUUAGCAUGAUUGCUUAUAAAUAUGGAUAUACAUUCGAUUUUAUCGAAGGUGAAAUGCACGAAAAAAGUCCAUUCACUUUCAUGGAUUUUUUGCAACAGCGGAAAAGGUGGCUACAAGGUAUAUAUCUGACCGUUCAUUCCAAGCGGAUCCCUAUUACAAAAAAGAUUUUACUAGCUUUAUCUUUCUAUGCUUGGGCAACGAUGCCGUUCACCUCAUUACAACUUUACUUAUUUCACUCUUUUCCACUUCCCAAAUGUUUUAUUUUUGAUUUUAUGGUUGGUUUCGUCGCUGCAGUUAUUCUUUAUAUGUAUAUCUAUGGUGUUAUCAAGAAUUUUUCAAAUAAAUACAAGAAAAAUCCUUUACGGCUUUGCUUAUAUUUGGCUUGUGUUCUACUCAUAAUACCUUUCAAUGUUUUAGUCGAAAAUUUAGCUGUUAUAUGGGGAAUUUUUUCGCAUAAGAAUAAUUUCUAUGUUGUUAAAAAAUAUGUUGAAACUUCACAGUACAUUGCAGAAUGUUGA